CAGCCAGAAUUAAGCUUUCUUGUCGUCAUGCAAUUCAUCUGUGUUUUUCUGGCAGUUAGUCAGGCAUGUUAUGUUAGUAGAGUCAGGCAUGUUAUGUCGCAACAACCACCUAAUCUAACCACGUGACUCACACCGCGCAUGCGCACUUAAUGCGUGCAGACCACACUACGGAGGAGCCAGCGGAAAGGGAGAUGAUCACCUUCCACUUUCAGCCAGCCACCCGCCACCUCUUGAUGGUGACCAAGACUGACAGACAUACCGUAAACUGCUACAUCGCUACCCUGACCGACACCGAGCAUGCAUUUAUCCACACCGACUACGGCAUGAGAUCCGAGUUGAGAUUACUCGCGGCUCUUAGAAGCGCGACUGCCGUCGUCGACGUCAACACGCUUGACCACAUGACGUCACUCAUUGUGGCCCAAACAACGUACAAGCAACUUUCAACACCAUAAGCGUCUAAGUAACAAGAACCCUAAUCUUAACACGUAUAAUUACUCAAAAUAUUUAUAUGUUCAGAAACUACGUAUAUAUAUUCGUUAGUUUGCUUUAGUAAUAAAGAAGCGACCGUUCGGACUUAAAUCAACUAUUAUGCUUGCUAAAUUGUAUUUCUUAUUUAUCGUGGCUCGGUUCAAUAAACUACUUGAA
This is a messenger RNA of Dreissena polymorpha, 645 nucleotides long. RefSeq lists its product as uncharacterized. NCBI's taxonomy places the organism in Eukaryota, Metazoa, Mollusca, Bivalvia, Myida, Dreissenidae. The transcript is spliced from 4 exons. The coding region runs from base 150 to 452 and encodes 100 amino acids. The record is from RefSeq and is a predicted model, not a curated record.